Molecule: messenger RNA, 814 nt
Organism: Eimeria maxima
Lineage: Eukaryota; Apicomplexa; Conoidasida; Eucoccidiorida; Eimeriidae
Product: DnaJ domain-containing protein, putative
Exons: 2
Source: RefSeq, a predicted model, not a curated record
AUGUUUGACUUUUGGAGUGUUUUCCGUGACGGGGGGAAUACAGAAGAAGAAGGAGAAUCUGCUGCUGCUGCAUCAGGAGAAUCUGCUGCUGCUGCUGCUGCUGCUGCUGCUGGUGCUCCUGUUGCUGCUUUCUUUAAUAGUAUAUUUAAACAACCAACACCUUCAGACCCUUCCUCAUGGAAUGAUUAUACUACAGGUUAUAGUUUACCAGCAGAAGCAGCAAAAGUAUUACAUGGGACACCAACAGAUGAGCCAACAUCUACUUCUUUUCCUCAUCUAGAGGAUGGAGACGCCAGCAGCAGCAGCAGCAGCAGCAGCAGCAGCAGUAAGAAAGAAUCAGAUAAGAGAGAAGAUGGAUCUAAGGAAGCAGAUGCAUGGGAUGACACAACAGCAGCAGCAGCAGCACCAUCAACAACAACACCCAGCAGCAGCAGCAGCAGCAGCAGUAGUAGUAGUAAAUCUCCUGCUGCUCCCUCAUCCUCUUCCUCUUCAUCUACAACCCCAACAACAUCCACAACAACAAAAACAACCAGCAGCAGCACCAGUACCAACAGCAGCACCAGUACCAACAGCAGUACCAGUACCAGCAACAACAGCAGCAGUAGCAGUAGCAGCAGCAGCAGCAGCAGCAGCAGCAAUAAGAAUCGUAUAAAUAGUAGUAAAGUAAUGGAUACACGUUACUAUGAUAUAUUAGAGGUAAAUAUAGAUGCAACUUUUGCAGAAAUAAAGAAAGCAUACUAUCGUCUUGCUCUUAAAUAUCAUCCAGAUAAAAAUCCUCAUGAUCCAUUAGCACAUAAAAAAUUCCAAGAUAUUG